Molecule: messenger RNA, 528 nt
Organism: Pogonomyrmex barbatus (red harvester ant)
Lineage: Eukaryota; Metazoa; Arthropoda; Insecta; Hymenoptera; Formicidae
Source: RefSeq, a predicted model, not a curated record
AAACAAAAGAAGGAAUGUAACGCUAUUUCGGUGGAGCGUCGCGCGGUGCGCUUACUGAGCAGACGUUACACUCUGAUGGUCACGGGUUACAAAUUUCUGGAAAUUGGAAUCAACGUUGGUCCACCGAGUUACGUGGAGAUCGCUCUGGGAGAUCAUCGGGGACAGAAAUUGAUACUGUCUCUCGAAACGUGGAAGGGACUCUACGAGCAGCGAUGGAAUAUCUACAAAUUGCUGCGAAACGAUUACAAAGAUAAUUUUAUAAGCGUCGGACCGUUAAUCAUCAGAGUUUACCAGAUGAACGACGUUACACUCGUACGUCUUGAAUCUUUGAACGUACGCAUAACGAUGAUCAAAUCGACCCUGCGCCAUAUGUUUGAUCUGGACGAAUGUAUCGAUGUGACGUUCGAUCGACUCGUCGGAUUCGUCGAUACGAUCGAUACCAAGUAUAUGCGAUUCUCCAACAUCGCGUCUGUUGUAACAGAUCCCGAGAAAGUGCCGAACGCGAUACGAUUGCGAUACCUUCGAUAG